Enhydra lutris kenyoni (northern sea otter) is the source of this 3066-nucleotide messenger RNA. RefSeq names its product tolloid like 2. NCBI's taxonomy places the organism in Eukaryota, Metazoa, Chordata, Mammalia, Carnivora, Mustelidae. Gene Ontology annotation, biological process: proteolysis. Gene Ontology annotation, molecular function: calcium ion binding; metalloendopeptidase activity; zinc ion binding. The transcript has 21 exons. Bases 1 to 3066 code for a protein of 1021 amino acids. The record is from RefSeq and is a predicted model, not a curated record.
AUGCCCCGGGCGACUGCUCUCGAGGUCCCGGUGCCACUGUUGCCGCCUCUCCUCCUGCUGCUGCUAGCGCCGCUACCCCGCGGCGCCGAGGGGCUCGCGGAGCUCUUGGACGCCGCCCCGGACUAUUCGGCGCUGGAAGGCGAGGAGGGCGCGGAGCAGCAGCUGGAGCAUUACCACGACCCGUGCAAAGCCGCUGUCUUUUGGGGAGACAUUGCCUUAGAUGAAGAGGACCUGAAGUUAUUUCACAUCGACAAAGCCAGAGACUGGAUCAAGCAGUCGGGAGAGGAAGGGGGACAUAGCACAGGUGGACUGGAGGAGCAGCCAUCUGAGGGCUGGGAGAAUGCAACAGCUGCCAACACCAGCCGUGAGGAAGCUAGCAAGGAUGGCGAGGACAAUGCCGUGCUCCUGCACAGGCCCCGGACCUCGGAUGCCCGAGCUGAGACCUUUUCUCCACGCGUCCGAAGAGCCACAACCUCGAGGACAGAGAGAAUAUGGCCUGGAGGGGUCAUCCCCUACGUCAUCGGUGGGAACUUCACCGGAAGCCAGAGGGCCAUUUUCAAGCAGGCCAUGAGACACUGGGAGAAGCACACCUGUGUGACCUUUGUAGAAAGGACUGACGAGGAGAGCUUCAUUGUGUUCAGUUACAGAACCUGUGGCUGUUGUUCCUAUGUUGGGCGCCGAGGAGGAGGCCCACAGGCCAUAUCCAUUGGGAAAAACUGUGACAAGUUUGGCAUUGUGGCUCACGAGUUGGGCCAUGUGGUUGGGUUCUGGCAUGAACACACCCGGCCAGAUAGAGACCAGCAUGUCACCAUCAUCAGAGAAAACAUCCAACCAGGUCAGGAGUAUAAUUUCUUAAAAAUGGAAGCUGGGGAAGUGAGCUCUCUGGGAGAGACCUACGACUUUGACAGCAUCAUGCACUACGCCCGGAACACCUUCUCAAGAGGAGUUUUCUUAGACACCAUCCUCCCCCGCCGAGACGACAAUGGCAUCAGGCCGACCAUUGGCCAGCGCGUGCGGCUCAGUCAGGGAGACAUAGCUCAAGCCAGGAAGCUGUACAAAUGCCCAGCAUGUGGAGAGACCCUGCAGGACACAACAGGAAACUUUUCUGCACCUGGUUUCCCAAAUGGCUACCCUUCUUACUCCCACUGCGUCUGGAGGAUAUCGGUCACGCCAGGGGAAAAGAUUGUCCUGAACUUCACAUCCAUGGAUUUGUUUAAAAGCCGCCUGUGCUGGUAUGACUAUGUGGAGGUCCGGGAUGGUUACUGGAGAAAAGCCCCCCUGUUGGGUAGGUUUUGUGGCAAUAAAGUCCCGGAGCCCCUCACCUCCACAGACAGCCGGCUCUGGGUGGAGUUCCGGAGCAGCAGCAGCAUCUUGGGCAAGGGUUUCUUCGCGGUGUACGAAGCUACGUGUGGGGGAGACAUUAACAAAGACGCUGGUCAGAUUCAAUCUCCCAACUACCCCGAUGACUACAGACCUUCCAAGGAAUGUGUUUGGAGGAUUACGGUUUCAGAAGGGUUUCACGUGGGACUUACCUUCCAAGCUUUUGAGAUCGAAAGGCAUGACAGCUGCGCCUACGACUACCUGGAGAUCCGCGACGGCCCCACGGAGGAGAGCGCUCUGAUUGGCCAUUUUUGUGGCUAUGAGAAGCCGGAAGAUGUGAGAUCGAGCUCCCACAGAAUGUGGAUGAAGUUUGUGUCCGACGGCUCUAUCAAUAAAGCGGGCUUUGCAGCCAAUUUUUUCAAGGAGGUGGACGAGUGUUCCUGGCCAGAUCACGGCGGGUGUGAGCAGGGCUGUGUGAACACUCUGGGCAGCUACAAGUGCUCCUGUGAUCCUGGCUAUGAGCUGGCCGCCGACAAGAAGACGUGUGAAGUGGCCUGUGGUGGUUUUAUUACCAAGCUGAACGGGACCAUCACCAGCCCAGGGUGGCCGAAGGAGUACCCCACCAACAAGAACUGCGUCUGGCAGGUGGUGGCCCCUGCCCAGCACAGGAUCUCCCUUCAGUUUGAAGUGUUUGAGCUGGAAGGCAAUGAUGUCUGCAAGUAUGACUUUGUGGAGGUCCGCAGUGGCCUGUCCCCUGAUGCCAGGCUGCACGGCAAGUUCUGUGGCUCUGAGAUGCCCGAGGUCAUCACCUCCCAGAGCAACAACAUGCGUGUGGAGUUCAAGUCAGACAACACGGUCUCCAAGCGUGGCUUCAGAGCCCACUUCUUCUCAGACAAGGACGAGUGUGCCAAGGACAACGGCGGGUGCCAGCACGAGUGUGUCAACACGUCUGGGAGCUACCUGUGCCGCUGCAGGAAUGGGUACCGGCUCCAUGAGAACGGGCACGACUGCAAGGAAGCUGGCUGUGCCCACAGGAUCAGCAGUGCGGAGGGGACCCUGGCAAGCCCCAACUGGCCCGACAAGUACCCCAGCCGGAGGGAGUGUACCUGGAACAUCUCUUCCACCGCGGGCCACCGUGUGAAACUUACAUUUAACGAGUUUGAGAUCGAGCAGCACCAAGAAUGUGCUUAUGACCACCUGGAGCUGUAUGACGGGCCUGACAGCCGGGCCCCCCUCCUUGGCCGCUUCUGCGGCAGCAAGAAACCGGACCCUGUGGUGGCUUCAGGCAGCAGCCUGUUUCUCAGGUUCUAUUCAGAUGCGUCUGUGCAGAGGAAAGGCUUCCAGGCGACUCACAGCACAGAGUGCGGGGGCAGGCUGAAGGCUGAAGUGCAGACCAAAGAGCUGUAUUCCCACGCCCAGUUUGGGGACAACAACUACCCGAGCCAUGCCCGCUGCGACUGGGUGAUCGUGGCGGAGGACGGCUAUGGCGUCGAGCUGAUCUUCCGGACCUUUGAGGUGGAGGAGGAGGCCGACUGUGGGUACGACUACAUGGAGGCCUACGACGGCUACGACCGCACCGCGCCCAGGCUCGGCCGCUUCUGCGGCUCUGGGCCACUGGAAGAGAUCUACUCUGCAGGAGAUUCUCUGAUGAUUCAGUUCCACACGGAUGACACCAUCAACAAGAAAGGCUUUCAUGCCCGAUAUACUAGCACCAAGUUCCAGGAUGCCUUGCACAUGAAGAAAUGA